CAGACAAAAUACCGAUUGGAAUAGGCAGUGACGUGGCGGAAAUCUUAUACGGCUCUCACGUUUAUGUACCGGAAGAUGUCAGAGACAUUGAGUUUCUUGGCCCGCCAAUUGAACCGCUAACAAUGCAGGAGAAUACGAUUUUUCCCAUUCAACAAGAGCCAACAAGUCGGCAGAACGGCGAGCCUCUACACAAGCCGAAUCAACAUUACGCUGUUGGAGCAGAACGUGCAAUGCGACUGGCUCCACCACGCGCACUGCCACCACAGGCAGCAGCACAGGAAACUCCACGCGCAUCAUCAUUCGCACAAAGCCAACGACUGAAGAGCCUUGACCUAAAUGUUCUGCAUGGGCCCUUUCCGAACCAGACCCGCAUGCGCAUGCCACCACAGGACCCUAUGCAGCAGCAGACUUGCAUGGCACGGGGCUCCAUGCCCCAAGGUUGGCUGAAUGGCCAGCCUAGUGCCUUAAUGCUAGCCGGCCUAACUGUGCCAUUGCCUCCGCUAGUUGACCCCGAGAACGAUCGCCGAGAAGAACAAGCACAGGAAAGCUUGGUAUACGGUCAGUCGACAGGUGUGCUGAGUGGCCGCGGACUCGGAGGCAGUCUCGCAUACGGACGCGGAUACGAACGCGGAUACGAACGCGGACUCGAACGUGGACUCGGACGCGGACACGAACGUGGACUCGGACGCGGACACGAACGUGGACACGGACGCGGACACGAACGUCGACUCGGACGUGGACACGAACGUCGACUCGGACGUAGACACGAACGCGGACUCGGAUACGGACACGGACACGGAGCCUUAUUGGAAGAGCAGGCUCCCACUGGAGGGACACAGUCCAUGCUAGGACAGGAUGUGGGUGUGUUGCCCGGGACACGCCAUGACGAUAACGCACCAGUGCCACUGUUGGACCUUAAUCCUGAGUUUCGUGAAACUCUCGAAGCACUAAAUUCCAUACUCUUUUCACAGUAUUGGAGAGAGUAGCCAUACAUAUCUGUCGGCCUGCCCGAUUGUAUCUGUCGGCUGGGAAGAAAGUCUUUGUUCCCAUGGAAGCAGAUCAUACAAAGGCGAAGCACGACUCAAGCCAGCUGACGGGGACCACGGCCACAGGAGAUGGGUAUUUUUUCCGCUCGAACAACACACAUAUCACUCAUACACCAUUCUAUUUUUAAAACUAGAUCUAACAAUACACUCAUGGUAUCAGUUCAAAAUUAUAUAAAAGUUUCGUAUACAAGACAAUACACAGAAUCGAUCGAACAAAAAAGAAUUGUAAUUUCUUAAAAAUUAUAAUGAUUCAAUGAAAAUAUAUUUUUGUAUACAACAAUA
Messenger RNA from Drosophila persimilis, 1328 nucleotides. RefSeq names its product annexin B11. NCBI's taxonomy places the organism in Eukaryota, Metazoa, Arthropoda, Insecta, Diptera, Drosophilidae. The record is from RefSeq and is a predicted model, not a curated record. The coding region runs from base 123 to 986 and encodes 287 amino acids. The transcript is spliced from 3 exons.